AUGGCGCACGGCAUCUCGGAUACCGAGUGUAAAAAGGAAUAUUUUGAUUCACAAUCAGAACUCGAUGCCAAGUUAGAUCAAUUGGCUCAAUGGAUAAAAGAAAGUCGACAUUUGAUCGUAUUCACAGGUGCCGGAGUAUCCACAUCAACUGGAAUUCCGGAUUUUCGCAGUGCAAUGGACACUGUAUUACCCACGGGACCUGGUGCGUGGGAAUUACGUGAUAAUAAAACGUCUCGAUCGAAGAAGGCAGUAGUCAUUGACGACAUGCAAAAAGCAAUUCCAUCGCCUUCUCACAUGGCUCUCGUCGAAUUACAACGUCGUGGCAUUCUCAAAUGUUUAAUAUCGCAAAAUUGCGAUGGUCUACAUUUGCGCAGCGGCAUGAAUCCAGCUCAUCUAGCCGAAUUACAUGGCAAUAUGAAUUUGGAAAUAUGUAAAAAAUGCAAAGCUAGAUAUUUACGAGAUUUUGAUACGGACACUGGUCGUUUAAAUCAUUCGACUGGCCGUCGAUGUGACAAACCUGAAUGUCGUGGUCAAUUGAGAGAUUCAAUUAUUAAUUUUGGCGAAAAUUUACCAGAAGACGAACUGAACAAAGCCUUUGAUCAUGCAGAAAAAGCCGAUGUGUGUCUCGUUCUCGGCAGUAGUUUGACUGUCACACCGGCAGCUGAUAUUCCACGUCGAGUGGCAAAACGAAAGAAAAAAUUGAUCAUUGGUAAUCUCCAACGCACUCCACUGUAUAACCGUGCGACAAUGAAUAUUCAUGCAUUCAGCGAUACAAUCAUGCAGGGCUUGAUGGAACGACUAAACAUAUCAAUUCCGCCAUGGAUUCUUCGACGACGUGUUCUUGUGACAUGUCAAAACGACAGUGAUAAACAUAAAACUACGAUCACCAUCGAAGGUCGUGAUCCUGACAAUGCUGAAAUUCCAUUUACACUCUUCGAAUCGAUUCAAGUGAUUAUUGGUGAUCGAGCAAAAGAAGAAUUCACUCGAGAACCAUUUGUCUUUGAAGUGUCCGACAAAAACGUUCAUCCGAUCACUGUUCGACUCAAUUUCUUCGGUCAUUACAAUGAAAUUCCAUUCGAACUUUAUUAUGUCAAUGUGAAAAAUAUUCCAAAAGAAGAACAAUUCUACUUAUUCUACAACCCGUUGAAGGGUGAAUGGCAUAAAACGACUGACGAGAGUGAUUUGCCCGUUUGA
Rotaria sordida is the source of this 1194-nucleotide messenger RNA. The record is from the annotation of a GenBank genome assembly. NCBI's taxonomy places the organism in Eukaryota, Metazoa, Rotifera, Eurotatoria, Philodinida, Philodinidae.